AUGUCUUCCCCGUUGCUUCAUGCCACCACGCCUGUGCAUUCGCAUCCACUUUCCCCUGAAGAGUUUCCCUCCCGUGGUCGAAAAACGCGUGGUAACCAGGAUGCAGAAGAUGCAAGGCCAUCCGCGAAUUACUUUACGUUGAAGGCACAGCUAGAAAAACUUUCAGAACCAGACAGCAAGGAAAGCCAUGCUAAUUGGGACGGCAGUGUUAGAGGUUACAGUAAGACCAACAGAAAGAGCUCCAUAGACGGGCGCUCAGCAGAACGCAAGCAGUCCUCCAGCUCUUUACCUGAUGUCACUCGCAAUGAUUCUGGUCCGCCACCACCUUCAUCUUCGGUCGCCGCACAAGUACUUGCCACAAAAUGGCACGAGUACUCAGACGAAGCCAUUCAAUCAGCAAUAUCUAGACUAAGCAUUACCGAAUCGCCUUCUGAUGUCCAUAAUCACCCAUACCAUUCAGCAUUGCGCGUACUAUCCUCUGCUUUGCAUAACCUCACCCACGCCAGGUUAGAGCUUGAGGAAGAUAGAAGAUUACUACAGGAAAAAGAAGAUGCGCGAAAAAAGCGAGCAGAGGAACUCCUCAAAGAACUUCAUGCCUCUGAGCGAGAUGUUGCAAGACGUGUAAUACAAUCUAUUUUCACAGACGACGACGAACGCCAACACAAAGUGCAACGUCAGGAAAGCAUGGCGUCAUCUUUAACGGAAGCUAUUGCAGAUCAGGUCACAUUAUCUCCCAAUGUUAAAGUUGGCAUUGCCACCCUACCCGUCCUUCCUGCCUCGUCGCAUGCCAACGAAUCCGCCAUUCUUGAUGAUUCACACAUUGCCAUCAAUCACAUCGAGGAAACUGUUCCAUCCAGUUCUGACGUCACUGAUUCAGCAUUCUUCACAUCGGAGGCGCCAGCUCCUAAUAUUCAUGAUGUUGAUGCUCCCUCAGCAGUGCCUCAUAAAAACGAUAAACCGUCUAUUGGGGACUGGAUGGGAACAUGGUGGGGCAGAGGUAAAUACAAACCUGGUCGUGCACCGUCUGUACAACCAGUGAAGGAAGACACGGAGAUUUCUGGAAAAGAUAGUUCUCGAGGAUCGUCUCCCACUCCAGAGAGCGAUACAGUUGCCACACUGCCCUCUGAGUCAACAAGUCGUACCGCCCGCAAAAAGGCUGGAAGAAGUGUCUUCGGAACGCUUGGUAUAUCUGUACUGAACCCGACUACUUCCAACACUGCGAGACAUAAGCGUCAUGCUAAAUCAGUCACGGACGUAUCAAUCCUGAUGCCUCCUCCAGAGGAGCCGAGCGCAUUUUCGGCCAGUUCUUCUCCCGUCUUCAGUACAUUAUCGUCUGCUCCAAUUGCUCCUCAAUUAACUACAACCUCAGAAAGUCCCGAGCACGUUUCUGAAGCAUCGAUCUUGUCCUCUUCCGUGGUAGGGGAUAAAUCUCUUCAAGGUGCAUCUUUGCGGGCGAUAGCUCAUGCCACUCGUGUUAUGACGUCUGAUCCUGGCAGUAUCCUGGUUGACCACGGGCAGGAUAUCAGUCCAUUGAUCGCGAAGCUAGCUCUUGAACUUGUCCAGAAUGCUCGGGACGACGGCGUAAAUUAUCGCGAGCGGCCAAAAGAGAGAAAGGACAGCAAGUUGGGUCACCGGGUAGAGAGCUCGGAACAACCAGGUCGUCGAGCUACUUUGAGCCCCACUGAAGGGUCUGAUGCCACGACAUCUCUCAGCCGCACUCUAGUGGCCCAAGGCGAUGUUAUGCGGAAGACAAAAUCCCGGACAGCGGCAAUCAUGGCCUCUCCUUUCAGUUCACCCAUGUUCGGAUCUUUCAUGCAACAGCAGCAAAGGAAGCAGCCGAACAAUACUGAUUCCACUGUGAAGAAUUCUGCCAUCCGCGAUUCUCCUUCGUCUAAUGCACGAAUAAACAACAGUCCUGUUCCACCGGCACCUCCUGCCAACAAGCCUGGUUCGGUGCCACUGGAGUCUAUAAUUCCUGCUACUGCUCAACCUCCGACACAAUAUCUCUCACGGACUUACACAGCUCUCACGGCUCCCGAUUUCCACUUCAGCAUACCUCUACCUAAUGCUGCAUCACGAUUCAACGUUCAAUAUGGGGAUGAGAAUCAACAGCCUCUUACUGAUCGCUACGGGUUUAUCUAUGAUGUUUCUCAGUACGACGUGCUUUUACUCCUACGGGCGAAGGACUGUGGCAACACUGCACCCGCAUGCCUAACAGGUGUCAAAAUCGCUGAUCGCAAAGAAAGUAAUAGUUGGUCGGACGAAGACGACGAUGGUCAGAAGAAUGUCAUACACAUAGUCAAAGAAACAUGUGAUUGUGACGGCAAGGAUGCCCCUGCAGUUACCGUUGGAAGAUCACCAUCAUCUGUUUCACCACCAACCUCCGACAGUGUUACAUCAGGUCGAAGAUCUCGCGGAGUUUCUCCAUCAUCUUCGCGAAGUCGGACCCGCUCUUCAACGAUCACAUCAUCCGCACCGCCUCCGACGUCCGGACGGGCAGCUUCCAGUACUUCAGUACUGGCUGUAACGUCAAGCACACCUCGUCAUGCGUGUGCAAACCUAAUUCGUCGCUUUCUCGAUGAUUUGACUAAGAUACAUGACCAGCGACAGAGUGCACAGCGGAAGGAGUGGGACACAUUUGUUAGGCGACGAAGUAAAGUAAAGACGUCGAAGGCAUCCACGGCCGUCGCGUCAUCCUCAGCUGGAGGUGGUGCUGCUGCGCUCCUUGGAUUGGGUACUGCUGUCGAAGAUGAAGAGUUAGCGCAUACAGAAGGACUUAUCGGAUUUGCGCAGCUUGGACUUUCGUCCAAUAGGGAUGAACGCAAAGAAUUUGAUAGAUUGGUUAGAAGUGGUAUUCCUCUGGUUUAUCGAUCCAAGGUCUGGCUUGAGUGUAGUGGUGGUUUGGACAUGAGAGAACCAGGGAUAUUUAGGGAUUUACUUGCUCAGGCCAGCAUUCAAGAACAUGUUCCCAUGGAGAUUGAGAAAGACGUCGGAAGAACGAUGCCUCUCAACAUAUUCUUUGGAGGCGAUGGCGCUGGCGUCGACAAGCUUCGAAGAGUAUUGACAGCAUAUAGUCGCCGUAACCCGUCCGUCGGAUAUUGUCAAGGGAUGAACUUGGUGACCUCCACUCUUUUACUCGUUCACGCUGACGAGGAAGAGGCGUUCUGGGUGCUUUGUGCCAUCGUUGAGCGGAUAUUGCCCGAAGACUUUUUCUCCCCAUCCCUUCUUCCUUCUCGCGCAUGCCCUCUGGUUCUACUUGACUUUGUCCAAGAAUUCACUCCAAAGCUAUACGGACACCUGACAAAUAUUGGUGUUGAUCUUCCUGCAAUAUGUUUUUCAUGGUUCCUUUCGUUAUUCACGGAUUGCCUUCCUGUGGAGACCCUCUUUAGAGUUUGGGACGUUUUUCUAGUUGAUGGUCUAGAUGUUCUCUUCCGCGUUGCACUAGGUAUUCUGCGCAGCAACGAACAAGAGCUGUUGAAAUGCGAAUCUAUACCUGCUGUAUACGUUGCUCUGGAGAACCUGCCAACGCGGAUGUGGCAAGCCGACAAGCUUUUGCAGCUCGAGGCUGAACUCCGACCUUAUGUCUCGCACGCUGAUCUCGUGAAGAAGCGGGAAGCUCAUGUUGCUGCACUGAAGCAACUCAUGUCUUAAUUCAGAAUCAUUUAAUAUCUCCCGAACUUG
This is a messenger RNA of Serpula lacrymans var. lacrymans S7.9, 3681 nucleotides long. RefSeq lists its product as uncharacterized. The record is from RefSeq and is a predicted model, not a curated record. Bases 1 to 3651 code for a protein of 1216 amino acids. The transcript has 6 exons. NCBI's taxonomy places the organism in Eukaryota, Fungi, Basidiomycota, Agaricomycetes, Boletales, Serpulaceae.